AUGGAGGAGAUAAGGGAGAGAAAGCCUCACUGCCUUAUCCUCCCAUAUCCACUGCAAGGCCACAUAAACCCCAUGCUCCAAUUCGCCAAACGCCUCAAACACAAAGGGAUUGCAAUCACCCUAAUCAUCACCACCCACCUCGCCAAAACCACGCAGUUGGCGCCUAGCGCCGCCGACGUCUCCCUCGCCACCAUCUCCGACGGGUUCGACGGCGGAGUCCCGCCCGGCACGACGCCGGAGGCCAUACUGGGCCGGUUCGAAGAGCACGGGCGGCCGACCCUGAAGGAGGCCAUCCGGGGCCUGGAGGGCUCGGGCAGGCCCGUGGACUGCGUUGUGUACGACCCUUUCCUGCCGUGGGGCCUGGAGGUGGCCAAGGAAAUGGGGCUGGCGGCGGCGGCGUUCUUCACGCAGUCGUGCGCGGUGGACGAGAUUUACCGCCGCGUCCACAAAGGUGAUCUGAGGGUCCCGCUCGUGGAGGAGGAGGAGAUUCGGGUUCCCGGGUUGCCCCCGCUGGAGCCCCGGGACAUGCCAUCUUUCAUAUCGGUUUACGGGUCGUACCCGAGUGUUUUCGAGUUGGUUGUCCAUCAAUUUAAGGGUCUCGAGAGAGCCGACUGGCAAUUCUACAACACCUUCUACAAGCUGGAGGAGGAGGUGAUCAAUUACAUGGCAAAAUUUUCUCCGGUAAAGGCAAUCGGCCCAAGUAUACCGUCAAUGUACUUGGAUAAGAAGCUGUUAGAUGACACAGACUACGGUCUUAGUGUCUACAAGCCCGUGAGGGAAUCUUGUAUGGACUGGCUGAACAAAAGACAACCUGAAUCAGUCAUAUACGUGUCUUUUGGAAGCAUGGCCGUGCUCGAUGAAAAACAAACACGAGAACUAGCCUGGGGUCUGAAAUUGAGCAACAAGCACUUCUUGUGGGUUGUUAGAUCUUCCGAGCAAACGAAACUCCCACAAGAAAUCACGCAAGACACGUCCGGGAAAGGACUAAUCGUGUCAUGGUGCUCCCAACUAGAUGUUCUAUCCCACGCGGCCAUAUGUUGUUUUCUGACACACUGUGGGUGGAAUUCGACAUUAGAGGCGCUAAGUUUGGGCGUCCCGAUGGUGGCAAUGCCACAAUGGACUGACCAGAGCACGAACUCUAAAUUCGUGAUGGACGUGUGGAAAAUGGGCGUUAGGGCCAUAAGUGAUGAUAAUGGGCUUGUUGGUCGAGAGACAAUUGCUAGUAGCAUAAGGGAAGUAUUGGAAGGGGAUAGAAAGGGGGAAAUAAAGAAAAAUGCUAUUAAGUGGAAGAAAUUGGCUCGGGAAGCUAUGGAUGAAGGUGGAAGUUCAGAUGAAAACAUCGAUGAGUUUGUGACAACUCUAAGUACCAACUCCUCGUCUGUCAUGGUUUUGGAGAAAAAUUGA
Messenger RNA from Striga hermonthica, 1404 nucleotides. The record is from the annotation of a GenBank genome assembly. NCBI's taxonomy places the organism in Eukaryota, Viridiplantae, Streptophyta, Magnoliopsida, Lamiales, Orobanchaceae.